AUUUUGGCUAAAAACAAUAAUAUGAAAAACAUUAGGGGUAUAAUUACCAAACGUGGAAUUAAAUUAUUUUCGCUCGAGGAUUAAGCCCAAUUGGCUUUCUGCUUCCCACCAGCUUCUUUUUUUUUUUUUUUUUUUCAAUCUGAUCCGCGAAAUUUCAAAGGAAUGGCCUUUUUCCUUCAAAAAAGUAGCCUUGCCAAUCACUUCAGAUCUUCUUAUCAGAAGACAGAGGGUUCCUUGGCUGUCCCAAAUCGAGCAUUUCACGUGGAACUUGGGGAUCGUGAGAAAGCUCUCUUGGCAAAGGACCCUUCUUUAAGCCGAUUUAAAUCUUAUAAGAAGAAUGUGUGGCGACUGAAGAGAAUUGGGGAUGUUCUGACAAUUGUCGUUGUAGCAGGUUGUUGCUAUGAAAUUUAUGUCAAGGCAGCAAUGCGAGAAGAAGCUCGGAACCAAGCAAAGGCUGCUGGUGGAAGUGAAUGAGGCUGUGCAUUUUUUGCUUCUGUGCCAAAAGGAAAAAGUGCAAAAACAAAAUUUGCCGGUGCGACAUUCUUGAAUAUAAGACUCUACUCAGCAAAUUUCUUUCAGGUUCUCAUCUUUCACAAAAUGAUUCCAAUAAUUUAAGAAAAUUGCCCAUCUGGUUUUUUUGAGUAUGCACUGUGACAUAAAGAAAACAUCCAAACCGUACUGCUGUGUGCUAGUUGGAGAGGUGAAAAAAGAGAAGCAGUGAAUGGGUUGCUGUGAAAACCUGCACUCAAAUUGCAAAAUAUUAUCCGUUUUGACUCGAAGGUCACACGGUUUUAUUUCACAAAAGGGACCACAUAAGUUUUAGGUUUAGAUCUUUAUAUAUAUCAUAUCAUAUCCACAUAUUCUUUCAAUGUGAGAUUGAGGGCGUUACAGUUGCAUUUUACUUCAGCAAAUGCUUAAUCGCAUGAUAUGUUACUGGAACUAGGUAUUAGGCAAGAUUAAGGUUUUGGGAUGUUGUCAUCUCAUUUGGCUUAUAAUUCUGGUUCAAGAAUGCAGGUUUUGUUGUCACUCUGUGCACACAUUAUCAUAGCAUGUGGGUUGUAGAUGAUCAUGCUCUGUUAAUUGUGCUUCAAUGGUUUAAUCAUGUCGAUCAUUUUUCAAUACAGUUGCCAUUGAAAGGAGUUAAUCACACUUUUAGAAUCUGAAUUUUAAAAAAAUAUACAAAUUAAUACCUAAAAAAAAUAAAAUGUACAAUUUGCAUAUUGAAUUUUCAAAUAAUAUAUCAUUUAGGCUCAAAUUCUAAUAUUAUUAAUUUAAUCAGUUUAUAUUGUAAUAGAAUCAGUACAAUUUUGAUAUAUACAUGUUAUUUAUAUAUGCAUGUUAUUUAUUAAAUAAAAGUGUUAAAUAUUUUGUAAAAAUUUUAUGUGAAUGUCAUAUGGAGGUCAAGCGAUAAAAAA
Molecule: messenger RNA, 1415 nt
Organism: Durio zibethinus
Lineage: Eukaryota; Viridiplantae; Streptophyta; Magnoliopsida; Malvales; Malvaceae
Source: RefSeq, a predicted model, not a curated record